Molecule: messenger RNA, 1325 nt
Organism: Fundulus heteroclitus (mummichog)
Lineage: Eukaryota; Metazoa; Chordata; Actinopteri; Cyprinodontiformes; Fundulidae
Product: cAMP-dependent protein kinase catalytic subunit alpha
Exons: 10
Coding region: 164-1297 (377 amino acids)
Biological process (GO): peptidyl-serine phosphorylation
Cellular component (GO): cAMP-dependent protein kinase complex; nucleus
Molecular function (GO): cAMP-dependent protein kinase activity; protein kinase A regulatory subunit binding; ATP binding
Source: RefSeq, a predicted model, not a curated record
GAAUACCGUCCGCUGGCAAGGACGCCCGACUCUUGUUUUUUUUGUUUUUUUUUGUCAAGGUUCUGGUUGCAGAUAGCUCUCCGUGGGGGGAGGACAGGUCAUGAGUCAGCGGCUGUGAGGAAAGAGGCAGAGGAAGCGGUACAGGGGAGACUUUACGAGGCUGAUGUGUGACAGGAAGAGCUCCAGAAGGCAUGCAAGCAAGAGGGAGUCGUCCUCGCGCUCAGGCGAAUCCGGGUCGCGCUCAGCGGAGGCUGCGGCACCAGACGUGCCCGUAGUCCUCCCCGACGUGAAAGAGUUUCUUGCCAAAGCCAAAGAAGAUUUCCUGAAAAAAUGGGAGAAUCCAGCAAUGCAAACUGCAGCGUUGGAUCACUUCGAACGCUUGAAGACCUUAGGCACCGGCUCCUUUGGCCGCGUCAUGUUGGUUAAACACAAAGAGUCAGGCCAGCAUUUUGCCAUGAAGAUACUUGACAAACAAAAGGUAGUGAAACUGAAGCAGAUAGAGCACACGCUGAACGAGAAACGUAUCCUGCAAGCUGUCAAUUUCCCCUUCCUGGUGCGACUGGAGCACUCGUUUAAGGAUAACAGUAAUCUGUAUAUGGUGAUGGAGUAUGUGCCUGGGGGGGAAAUGUUCUCACAUUUAAGGAGGAUUGGUAGAUUUAGUGAACCGCACGCCCGCUUCUACGCAGCCCAGAUUGUACUGACCUUUGAAUACCUUCACUCCUUGGAUCUCAUCUACCGGGAUCUGAAGCCAGAGAACCUCCUGAUUGAUCAGCAAGGUUACAUACAGGUAACAGAUUUUGGAUUUGCAAAAAGAGUGAAAGGCCGAACCUGGACGCUUUGUGGGACUCCAGAGUAUCUGGCACCAGAAAUCAUCCUCAGUAAAGGUUACAAUAAGGCGGUGGACUGGUGGGCUCUGGGGGUUCUGAUAUACGAGAUGGCCGCUGGUUAUCCUCCGUUCUUUGCAGACCAGCCCAUUCAGAUUUAUGAAAAGAUUGUAUCGGGGAAGGUUCGUUUCCCAUCCCACUUCAGCUCAGACCUGAAGGAUAUGUUGAGAAAUUUGCUGCAGGUGGACCUGACCAAGCGCUUCGGCAACCUCAGGAACGGAGUCAACGACAUCAAGGGUCACAAGUGGUUUGCCACCACAGACUGGAUUGCCAUCUACCAGAGAAAGGUGGAAGCUCCUUUUAUCCCAAAGUGCAAAGGACCCGGCGACACGAGCAACUUCGACGACUACGAAGAGGAGGAAAUCCGAGUUUCCAUCACAGAGAAGUGUACAAAGGAGUUUGCAGAGUUUUAGAUUCCAACCACGAGUAGCAGAGUGAGGG